ACAUUCAAGGUGUAAUAUGCGCGACAUUUUAAGGAGUCUUUAAGAUGGUGUUGUGUGUAUAGUUUAAAACUUUCCUAACGUAUAUAAUUCUCAUUAGUGAUGUCUAGACGUUUUAAAAAGGAGAAAACUGGAGAAUUUUGUAAUCAAAGUGGAUCAAGUAUAAAUCAUUCAAAUUUUCUUCAUUCUGAUCAACAUUGGGAUUCAACAACCCAAUUGAAUAUGCAACGAAAUGAUGUUAAUAUCAGAGAACAGCAUCCGUAUGCACCACCCACCUGUUUACAUUUACCUCCUUCUUAUAUCUCUCAUAUGAAUUGUUCAUCUAAUGUAAACAGCAAUAGUGAUAGUAAUAAUAAUAAUAACAAUAAUAAUAAUAAUAGUGCUAAUAGUGAAAAGCAUGGAUCACAAAGUUUUGUAGAAAAGUUAAUUUUCCGUAUUAUUAAGUGUUUUGAAAAGAAAUCCGAUAAUACAACAAAUGAAUGCACUAAUGAAGAUUAUGUUCAUAGUGAUGCUUUGCUUGAAGAACAUCCUCUUCUUUCCAAUAGAGAUGACUACAACAGUAGUCAUAUUUUUCCGUGUGCUAAUGUACUAACUUCUACAGGACAAGAUAUCGCAACGUCUACAACUUCUGCGUCUAUUAAUCCAAAUGAAGUUGAAGAUUGGAUGCGUCGUCGAUUAUACUAUCAUUUUAUGACACCGAUUGGAAAAUUUCAGGCGAAAAGACGUAUUCCAUUCAAAUUGUUUAUUCAAAUAUUCAAGGUAUUGUUAGUUACUAUUCAGUUAAUUCAAUUUGGAUUUAAUCGUGCAGCUCAUGUUUCUUUCGGUGAUUUAUCUCAUAAAGCAUUCUGUCAUCUAUAUCUACAUAAAUGGGAUUCUCAAUAUGAGACAUUAGACUAUCCUCCAGCAACUGGUGUUUAUGCUGUUUAUACAAUUGAUGCCUUCUAUGAGCAUAUUGGUUUCGCAAUUACUCAAUUCAAUAAGACAAAAGAAUUAGCUAUCGGUGGAUAUCUAUUCGAUUCAGAGUAUCCAACAAUGAAGUUAUGUAUGCGAUAUAUAUCACCGCCUUUAGAGAAUGAAAAGAGUAUUUUUAGACUAGCUAUACAUGAAGUAGAAAAAUGCGUGUCUAUUGAACCUGCUAAGAUUGAUAGUGAAAAAUUGAAAGAUGUUGAUUCCAUCAAAGUGUUUCUACGAAGUUAUGAGUUGAAUAUCAAUUUUGAUCAUUUAGUGGGAUUCGAUAUUUAUUUCAAUCUAUUAUCACCUCCAAUUUAUCAUAUGGAUUGGACACAAACUAUUGAAUGUUAUCGAUUUAUGAUCAAGAUAUCUUUAGAAAAUCCUUCACAAUCUGGUCAAAUGAAAAUUCGUCUACAUGCACCGUAUGCAUCAACACCAUGUAUUGAUAUACCAAAACAGGUGAAUAAUGCCUCAAACUUAUCAACAUAUUCACAAGUAUUAUCUAUACCUUUAUCAACAACAUUAUUGUCUACACUACCACCAGAGACAACAUCAUCAUCUGAAGAUGGUCCACAUAGGAAUAAAAAACAAAGGAUACUUGUUCAAUUUUGGAAUCAAUUUAACACUACAUCAAAGAUAUCAAUUGAAACAAAUUAUAUUCUACCACGUGGUAUAUUAGUCAUUAUAAUUGAUAGUUGUACAUUAAUAUUGGGUAUUAUCUCGUGUAUUCUAUGCAUUCGAUCUAUAAUUCAAGGAUUUCAUAUGUGGCUUGAAACUGUUAGAUUUUUUAAGCAUUGGUUUGGUAUACAAUUAGAUGGUGUAUUCUGGGAAUUUAUUCGUCCUUGGAUUCUGUUUAUUAUUAUCAAUGAUAUGAUUAUUAUUACAACAUCAGUAUAUGCAUUGAGUACAUUGAAUCGUAUGCAUGUGAAAUAUGAGCCAUUGACGUAUUUAAUGGGGGUUGGUGCCUUACUGGUAUGGAUUGGUAUACUCUACUAUGUUGGAUUCUCAUAUGACAAUAGUCUUCUUAUUCGAACUAUCUCACGAUCAAUUCCUGGCCUAUUACGUUUCUGUGUUUGUGCUCUCAUUCUAUUCUUUGCUUUCAGUCUAUGCGGUUGGGUUGUUCUUGGUCCAUAUAAUAUUAAAUUUCGUACAUUUAUGUCAACUGUUGAAUGUUUAUAUAGCCUAAUUAAUGGAGAUGAUAUGUUUGUUACAUUCACUAUAAUUAAUGAAAAUGAUCCAAUGGGGAUAUAUUUAUUCAGUCGUCUAUUUCUUUAUCUAUUUAUUACAUUAUUUAUUUAUGUUGUAUUAAAUCUAUUUGUAACAAUUAUAUUCGAAGCAUAUGAAGAGGUAAAGGAUAUGCAAAAUUCUCAUGGACGUCCAAAUGAUUCACCAUUAUGGCAUUUUGUAUGUCAACAUAAUUAUAGCCCAAAAUCACCAAUAUUUAAAGCAGAUGAAAUACGUCCUGAUAGACAUUUACUACAAGAACAUGCACAAGGUAGUAAAAGAAGAAAAGGAAGAUCAUCAUCAUCAGAUUGUUUUAAUUCUAUGCCAAUAACAUCUAUUCGAGCUUUAUUAAAAUUUCAAUCUAUAAUAAAAUGUCAACAACGACAAUUUACUGAAAAUGAAAGAAGUUAUCAACAAUUAUUACAUCAUUAUGGACAACAAUUAAAUGAAAAUAAUCAACAAUGUUGUGAACAGUUUCAAUCAUCAGAAGUAAAUCAUACUAUUCUUGAAAAUGAUAUCAUCUAUGAGAAAUCAUUAUUGAUUAAUCAAAUCGAUUCUAAUAAUCAUCAUAUAGAUAAUCAAGUUAUUGAUGGUACAAAUAAUAUCACUUGUGUACCAGGAGGAUCAACUACACUGAAGAAGGAUGAUAUUUCUCCAUUGAGUAAUAAUAAUACUUAUGAUGAUAAUAAUUAUAAAUCAAUAAAUGUAUGAAUUAUGUCAGGGUUUUUUUCAAAUUUAUACCAUUUCAGAUUAUUUUCAUUCAUUUUUCACUGUUACUUGCACAGAAGUUUACGGAAUCACCAACAAUUUCGUAUAUAUUUUCUACAUAAUCAUUCAUCAGAUCUCCACAGCAUAUUCCACACAGCUACUAUUACUACUAUGGUUAUUGUUGCUGGUGGUGGUGAUGAUGGUGCUGGUUCUCUGUGUUUUCCGACUUCCAGUCAAUUAAUUAUUAUUUUUACAACUUGUUUGCCUGUUGUUGAAAAAUAACUGCAAACAAACUAUUGUCGUAGUUUGUCUUGGCUUUUCUUUUACAUAGACACACUUCUUAUUAUUUUCUUUUCCCUUCCCUGUAUACAUAUAUAAUAAAUUCAAUAGAAGUCGACAGAGGGGA
Messenger RNA from Heterobilharzia americana, 3286 nucleotides. The record is from the annotation of a GenBank genome assembly. Lineage: Eukaryota; Metazoa; Platyhelminthes; Trematoda; Strigeidida; Schistosomatidae.